This is a messenger RNA of Xyrauchen texanus (razorback sucker), 2090 nucleotides long. RefSeq names its product serine/threonine-protein kinase VRK1-like. Bases 94 to 1269 code for a protein of 391 amino acids. Lineage: Eukaryota; Metazoa; Chordata; Actinopteri; Cypriniformes; Catostomidae. Gene Ontology annotation, cellular component: nucleus; cytoplasm. Gene Ontology annotation, biological process: signal transduction; peptidyl-serine phosphorylation. The record is from RefSeq and is a predicted model, not a curated record. The transcript has 13 exons. Gene Ontology annotation, molecular function: ATP binding; protein serine/threonine kinase activity.
UCGCCUUUGUCGACUCUCACUCUGAAGUGCAGUUUUGCGGGAACUUUGGAGAGGAAGAACUGUUACAUCCUGCUUGCGACAGUGAUAAGCAAAAUGCCACCCAAGGCCAAGGCAGGUACAGCGAAAAAAGAGAGAGCUCCACUCAAGAGGAAACUGGCUGAAGAAUUCCCACCAGGGGAAGUCCUGACAGAUAAUGCAAAGAAAAGAUGGAAACUUGGGCCACCUGUUGGACAGGGAGGUUUUGGCCUGCUGUAUCUCGCAAACGAGGACUCUUUGAGAUCUGUUGGAGAUGAUGCGGCUUAUGUCAUUAAAGUGGAGCCAAGUGACAGUGGUCCUCUCUUCUCUGAACUGAAGUUCUACAUGCGAGCUGCCAAACCUGAUCUAAUUGGGGCUUGGAUGAAGUCGAAGAAAAUGGAGUAUUUGGGAGUUCCAAAGUAUUGGGGAUCUGGUUUUCACGAGAAAGGUGGUAAGAGGUACAGAUUUAUGGUCAUGGACCGAUUUGGAACAGAUCUACAGAAGAAGUUUGAGGAAAAUGGAAAGAAAUUUCCACAAAAGCUGGUUCUUCAGCUGGGCCUCAGACUUCUGGACAUUCUUGAGUACAUCCAUGAACACGAAUAUGUGCAUGCGGACAUCAAAGCUUCCAACCUCCUCCUGUCCUACACCAACCCCAAUCAGGUGUAUUUAGUAGAUUAUGGACUGGCUUAUAGAAACUCUCCCGAAGGUGUUCCAAAAAUGUACAAGGAAGACCCAAAGAGGUGUCAUGAUGGGACCAUAGAGUUUACAAGUAUCGAUGCACACAAAGGAGUUGCUCCUUCAAGAAGAGCAGACCUUGAAAUCAUGGGCUACUGCAUGAUCCAGUGGCUCUGUGGUCGUCUGCCCUGGGAGGACAAACUCCAAGAUCCCCUCUAUGUCAGAGACUCCAAACUGAGGUGUAGAGACAAUAUUGAUGAAUUCAUGAAAAGCUGUUUCACCACAGAAAAUAAACCAGAUGAAAUGGGGAAGUUCAUGCAAGAGGUCAAGACUCUUGGAUACACGGACAAGCCAGAUUACGCAAAACUGCAAGGAAUUUUACUGCAAGGGCUGAAGAGCAUAGGGGUGACUGAUGACAGAAAGCUGGACUUCACGAUUUCGGCCAAUGGCACGGGCCCGCCCUCAGUUAAGAAUCUAAAGCGAAAGAAAGUGGUGGAGAAAGGGAAGUCUAAUGACGAAACUGAUAGCAGCCCGGCAAAGAAGAGGCGAGCUCCUCCAAAGAAGGUGACUGAGUUGUGAGUUAUUUUCAUCUUCUUUGUAAUGCCUUGAAUAAUCAAGCUUGUGCGGAUGAGGUCCAGGGGGGAUUGCUUUGCCCCUGAUAAGGAAAUCCCUGAAGGAGCUCAGAGUCCCAACUCCCCCGUCACACUUUCUCCUUGUUGUGCUAUGAAAGCUGCUGAGCGGCUGGCACUCCAAUGUCGAGAGGCGAGCUGGUCUUUGAUACCUGCAUCGAGGCAAGCGAACGUGUGGCAGAUGCCGCAAAGACGAGUAUGUGUGUUUCGAGAAGGGGGCUCUGCGCCUUUCCACUCAACUGCCCUUUGAUCAGGCGGAGACAAAAGACUAGCACUUGGGUCCCACUUUCCAUGUCACUCUUACUUGAGUCUUUCUUACCUUGCCAUUCUCAGCAAGGAAAUGGUAUAAAAAAAGCUAUCAUUAAAAGUUAAUUGUGGCUGUACCACCUGUUAUAAAUUAUUGUAACUUUGCUGUUGGUUGUGGAAACAAACUGACAUCAUGUGCAUGUGUAUUUUUAGGCCCAAAUAUCAUCGCAAAUUGUUUUCUUUUUAAUACCAGUAAAAUGUAUAUGACAUUGAGGACAGGAAUAAUUUGAUGAGUCGCGGUUAUAAUACGUGAAUAAUAGAUAUGGCAUGUGUACAGUAUUCUGACUUUAAGAGUAGAGGUAUGUUUCAAAGAGUUUGGGGAAAUGCACUUGUAAUAAAUACCGUUAAACAAUACACUCCUGCGUUAUGUUUUAGUGAACGACAAAGUUCAGCCACAUCCUUUUGUUUUUGAAUUUGUCAGGAUGUCACUGAAGUAAUGCAAACCGACAUAACAUACCCUUUAAU